This is a messenger RNA of Oryzias latipes (Japanese medaka), 1673 nucleotides long. The record is from RefSeq and is a predicted model, not a curated record. NCBI's taxonomy places the organism in Eukaryota, Metazoa, Chordata, Actinopteri, Beloniformes, Adrianichthyidae.
AAUAUUUUUAGUAAAAAAAAACUAAUAGACAAGUAUGUUAAACUCAUCUGAGGAUGCCAGAUGGACUGUGUUUUCACAUUGUCGAGAAAAGGCUAUUUCGUUUCUACAUUCAUUAAGACAUGACAAUGGCAAUAUUAAUGAGGCUGAAAGGUUGCAGGGUGCACUUUCACUUGGUGUGUGUUUAAUGGUUAAUAUGUAACAGUUGUACAUGCAACGUUCUGUAAAGCACUUAGUGGCUACACAAGCUGUAAACUGUUUUUGUACUGUGUCCUAAUGGUCCUCAUGCUUUGGGAGCACAUUCUGAUAUUCCAUAUGAGUUUAAACAAAUUAAACAUGUUGCCAUGGCUGUGAUGGGUGAUUUAUGAGACCAGGCUAAAAUAUAAAGUCAUGUGAGCAAAGAAGGGGGCUUCAUAUUGCUUUGACCAGUGCAGUCGAAGCAUCUGUGCUAAGUAAAAGGGACUUCAGAUGGACUUUAUUCACAGCUUUGGUGUGCUUGUCAUACAGCACCUGCAGAACGACUACAAAGAUUACCAUGCGUUGCUUAACUUCAUGUCAACUGUGGGUGACCCUCGUAAUAUAUUCUAUUUCUAUUUUCCAUUUUGGUUCCAUCUCAGUCAUGAUGUUGGCACCAAGAUGAUUUGGGUGGCUGUUAUUGGAGACUGGUUCAAUCUCAUUUUUAAAUGGAUCCUGUACGGGCAGCGGCCUUACUGGUGGGUACAAGAAACACACUUGUACCAGAACCAUUCAGUACCACGUUUGGAACAGUAUUACAUAACGUGUGAAACUGGGCCAGGCAGUCCUUCAGGUCAUGCCAUGGGCUCAUCCUGUGUCUGGUAUGUGAUGAUCACCUCUGCUCUAAACUUUGCCAAGCCCUCCACUGUCUCUUCUCACUGGAGCUUCCAAAGGUUUUAUCUCUUGAGGUUGUCUUUGUGGAUGGUUUUUUGGGCGAUUCAAAUAAGCGUUGGUGUCUCCAGAGUUUUCAUUGCAACACAUUUCCCACAUCAGGUCAUCCUUGGUCUUUUCACAGGUGUGCUGGUUGCUGAAGGGUUUGAUCACAUCACUUUGGUCUACAACGCGAGCUUCAAAGUUUACCUCCAGGCCAAUAUUUUCCUUCUGUCUUUUGCCGUUUGUUUUUACCUGCUCCUCACACUGAUGGACAUCGAUCCUUCAUGGUCAGUCACUAAAGCAAAAAAGUGGUGUGCUAAUCCGGACUGGAUCCAUCUGGACACCACACCCUUCGCUGGUCUGGUGAGAAACCUAGGAGCCUUGUUUGGACUGGGCCUGGCACUGAACUCUGAUAUGUUUAUUCAGAGCUGCAAGAGGAAAAAUGGCUACAAAAUCGUGUUCAGAGUCACGUGCAUGGCUGCAGGUCUAACAUUUCUGCAGCUUUACAACUUCAUUAAAAUGCCCACUCACACUGAGACUCUGUUUUACAUAUUUUCAUUCUGUAAAAGUGCCUCAGUGCCUCUGGGUGUGGUUGCUGUCAUCCCUUACUGUGUUGACUUUCUGAUCAAAGACAAGGACAGGAAGUCCAUUUAAAAUGUCAGACUCCGCCUUCAUUUCUUUUCUGUCAAUAAUUUGUUUGACACUGGCAAUAAAAAAAUGUGUGUGUAUGAAAAGGUCUUAAGUUUGUAAUUAAAGUGCCUGUCGACAGGAAUUACCACAACAUUACU